AUGUGUGACUGGGCCCCUCUUGUGCGCCAACGGAGACACUUUUCCACGGGGGACUCCACGAAGACGAGUGGAUGGCUGAAGGCAACGCGGAACAUAGGAGUGUUCGCUCACGUUGAUGCGGGCAAGACAACUACUACUGAGCGAAUGUUGGUGCAUGCUGGGGAGAUCAGGGCUCCAGGGUCGGUCGAUGAGGGCACGACUCAAAUGGACUAUAUGAAGCAGGAGCAGCUACGGGGUAUCACCAUAAGGGCCGCGGCGACGACCUUCGCUUGGAAAGGGUAUAUAGUCAAUCUAGUGGACACCCCUGGUCACGUGGACUUCACAGCGGAGGUCCAGAGGGCUGUUAGGGUACUCGAUGGUGCUGUAGUAGUAAUAGAUGGUACGGCGGGGGUGCAGGCCCAGACUCGUACAAUAUGGCGACAGACUGAGCAUUUACCGAGGCUUAUCUUUGUCAAUAAGUUGGACCGUGAAGGCUGCACGUAUAAGAUGAAUAUGAGCAGUUUGAAUACAAGGCUGCCGCCCAGCAAGGCCCGGCCAUUGGCAAUACAGUAUCCCUUGUGGAAGCCACGUGGAGCCCUACGUGCAGUCGUGGAUCUCCUCACCACCAAGGCCUACUCGUUCGAGGGGAAGCAUGGUAGGUCGGUGGUAGAGGAUACUAUUAGUGAUGAUGAGCUGACGGAAGUGAUGGAGGCUAGGAAUGAGCUCCUUGAGACCCUUGCAAUAUUGGAUGAGGACUUCGGCACAGCAUAUUUGGAUCGAUCGGAGGAGGACCCCGCGAUAGUUGCGGAUGCAGUCAGGCGUCAGUGCUUGCAGAGGACCAUAUCGCCGGUGGUCUUCGGGUCGGCUCUCGGGAAUCAGGGCAUACAGCAUUUGCUUGACGCUGUGGCUCUGUACUUGCCCAAUCCCAUUGAUGCCCAUGUAGCGAGGCCAGAGCACGUCCCCGAUCCUACGGAGACCGGGGUCCUAAUGGAGGCUUUCAAAGUGCUGCCACCAAUGGGGAGAGAGGAGAAGGAUAACAGCAAUAUAGUCUACUGCAGGGUCCUCUCUGGCGUCCUCAAAGGCCGGGCUGCAGUGACGAAUCAAACGCGGAAGGCUAGAGGGAAGGGGAAGCUUGUUGAGAACAUCCGGGAGGUAUUCCAUCCGAAGGCGUCUGAAAUCGAGCCUUGUAAGGAGCUCAGAGGUGGAGAGGUCGGGGUCGUGAUUGGAUUGAACAACGUGCGUAGUGGGGAUAUCCUCACUAGCGGCAGUGCCGAACAGCUGAAGAAGUUGUCGCUCGUGAUAGCCAGUCGCAUGAAGGAUGCCGCUGCCCAUGCACCAAGCUGUGUGUGCUUUGCUCCCUUCACCACCCCGACCCUACAGCAGGACCAGGAGUUGAUCAAGGCACUGGAUCGGAUGAUGCUUGAGGACCCCAGCAUUGAAUUCCGAAAAGACAAGUCAGAGCAGAUUCUAGUAUGGGGUAUGGGAGACCUCCAUCUAGAGCUGUGUCGAGAUAGGAUCCGGGACGAGUUCAACAUACCAGUGGAGAUGGGCAAGCUGCAUGUAUCGAAGGCUACGUUGACACUCCUCAACAGCAGGUCUAGUCAGGUCACUUACCGUGAGCAUGUGGCUGGCGAGGUGCGGAUGAGCUUCCAUGACGAAACCGGAGGAAGCGGCGUCCACUUGGAUGUGUCCCUCGGGCCUGCUCGUGCUCUACCUAAUGUGUAUGGGGGCGAGAUAGCUGGAGAGGAAGCCUAUGCUAAUGAAGUGGUCUUCUCGAAGGAGAUCGACGGUGGGUCGAUGAAGGUCCACAAUGUCCUUCGAGAGAAGAUAGAGCAGUGGCUGCAGGACAGCUUCCAGUCUGGUCCUAGGCUCUAUGCUGAGUUCGCCGCCACACGGGUGAUCGCCGUCUACUGUCCAUUAGCCAGGCGUGGUUGCUGA
Messenger RNA from Perkinsus marinus ATCC 50983, 1917 nucleotides. RefSeq names its product translation elongation factor G 2, putative. The record is from RefSeq and is a predicted model, not a curated record. The transcript is spliced from 6 exons. Gene Ontology annotation, cellular component: mitochondrion. The coding region runs from base 1 to 1917 and encodes 638 amino acids. Gene Ontology annotation, biological process: mitochondrial translation; ribosome disassembly. Lineage: Eukaryota; Perkinsozoa; Perkinsida; Perkinsidae. Gene Ontology annotation, molecular function: GTPase activity; GTP binding.